UAUUUAAGCGCGUUAAUAUCACCGGAAGUGAUUCUGUGCACGCGACUGUCGGCUAAAACGUUGUAGACACGACCGACGCACGAAAGAGGCUUUGGAACUUUACUAAACGGUUUUUAUAAACCAGGAAUCAUGAGUCUUCUAACGAAACCUAAGUCAGAGAUGACGCCUGAAGAGCUCCAGAAAAGAGAAGAGGAGGAGUUCAACACUGGCCCUCUGUCGGUGCUCACCCAGUCAGUCAAGAACAACACCCAAGUCCUCAUUAACUGUCGCAACAACAAGAAGCUGCUUGGAAGAGUCAAAGCAUUCGACAGGCAUUGCAACAUGGUCCUGGAGAACGUUAAGGAGAUGUGGACAGAAGUUCCCAAAAGCGGGAAAGGAAAGAAGAAGUCCAAGCCGGUCAAUAAAGAUCGCUACAUUUCCAAGAUGUUCCUCAGGGGAGACUCUGUCAUUGUCGUCCUCAGAAAUCCUCUGAUUUCUGGAAAAUGAACUUUUUUUAGGUGUUUUUUUUCCCUAAGAUUGCAAAGCAGUGGAUUGACAUUUUUGUCUUUUUUUUUUUUGUUUGUUUCUCUUCAUUGUUUGGAUGAAAAAUGUGGCUAAAAAGUUCUUUCCAUUUAAAUUAGGGAGUAACCAGUGGUUCAUCUUUUGUUUUUUCCCUGUUUUUUUUUCUUUUUUCACAUUUUAAUAAUAAAAGCAUCGACUGCUGCAGUCUA
Oryzias latipes (Japanese medaka) is the source of this 710-nucleotide messenger RNA. RefSeq names its product small nuclear ribonucleoprotein D2 polypeptide (gene snrpd2). Gene Ontology annotation, molecular function: RNA binding. The record is from RefSeq and is a predicted model, not a curated record. Gene Ontology annotation, biological process: RNA splicing. Lineage: Eukaryota; Metazoa; Chordata; Actinopteri; Beloniformes; Adrianichthyidae. Gene Ontology annotation, cellular component: small nuclear ribonucleoprotein complex.